AUGGGCCCUGCCCCGAGGCCCACGCACCUGAUCUUCACCAACAUGUCUGUGGCCAACUUCUUGGUUCUUCUGGUUAAAGGGAUUCCCCAGGUGAUAUUUAUGUGGGGUAAAAUCAUUCUCCUGGACAGCACUGGGUGCAAACUCAUCUACUAUGUCCACAGGGUGGGCAGGGGCCUUUCUCUCUGCACCACCUGCCUGCUGAGCAGCUUUCAGGCCGUCACCAUCAGCCCCAAAGCGGUGGCAUGGAUGCGGCUCAAAGAGCAAGCUAGCAAGAAUGUCCGUAACUCCUGCCUUCUGUGUUGGGCUUUCAACUUGAUGGCCAAUCACCUUGUCCUUCAAAACAUCGAGAGUGUUCAGCACAGCCACAAUGCCACCCAGAGAAAGGACUAUGGAAUUUGCUGGUACAAAAUUCCUAUAUCAAAGGCUACCAAAGGCACAAUUGUGUUAGUGUUUCCCGACAUUAUAUUCCUGGGCCUCAUGGCUGGGACAAGUAUCUACAUGCUUCUUGUCCUACGUAGACAUCAGCGACAAGUGAGGUACAUCCAUGCCCUCCGAGAUACCCGCAGACUCUCUCCGGAGGCCAGGGCCACUCAAACCAUCCUGCUUCUGGCAGGUGCUUUCAUUUUGUUUUAUUUCGCCAAUUGUGCAAUGUCAAUUUAUAAUACUGUUAUGUCCAAGCCUCCUGUCUGGAAGAAGUAUACUACAAGUUUAUUAGCGGCCACCUAUCCCUCCCUCAGCCCCUUGAUCCUGAUGUUUCGAGAUCCCCGAACACCACCUUUCUGCUCAUAA
Molecule: messenger RNA, 789 nt
Organism: Dipodomys ordii (Ord's kangaroo rat)
Lineage: Eukaryota; Metazoa; Chordata; Mammalia; Rodentia; Heteromyidae
Product: vomeronasal type-1 receptor 1-like
Exons: 1
Coding region: 1-789 (262 amino acids)
Biological process (GO): G protein-coupled receptor signaling pathway
Cellular component (GO): membrane
Molecular function (GO): pheromone receptor activity
Source: RefSeq, a predicted model, not a curated record